AUGGCGGAAUCCAGCAGAGGGCCGUCGGGCCAAGCUGGCGCCGAGCCGGACGAAAUAGUUGUCGUCGACGUGGCUAUGGCUAUGCGCGACAAUGCCAAGCGGCUAGGCUUCGACUUCGACCCGGAUUCUGACUCCGAUUCGGAUCUGGUCUCGCCGGUGUCCGAUUUCACCGAGGAAGACUACAAUGCUGCCCGUGCCGAGUGCCGUGAGCUCGGCCUGCAGGGAGGCCCCGCUGACUACUACAUAGAGCGCAUCGCGAUGCCCCGCAAGGCGCUCGCCGUCAGGGAGAAGCGGGUCGCGCAGCGAGAGCGCAGGAUAUCUCGACACCACCCGAAGGUCGAGGCGCAGGACUGGUACAAAUACCAGACCGAGUACGCAACCAAAACAACUGGUGGGCCGGCUUUAGAACCCGCGAGUCUCAGAAGAGACGACUUUCCCGGUGUGUCCGAAGAUCUUGCGGAUCGCCAGAUUGCCAUCGUCAAGGAGAGCCAGCAACUUGAGAGAAGGGAGUGGGAGGCCGGCAAGUACGAGUACAUCGUCUUCAACUCCAAAAGAGACCCCACUUACUUCCUCCGCCAGCACGACAAGCUCUUGACCGCCAAGGGUAAACUCGAACAGAAGCUCACGGCGGCAUCAACCGUUCGCGAGGAGGCCCUAGCCGCAGUGAAAGAGCUGCCGGUAGUCCAGAAGCAGUUGGAGAAGGCCCAUGCCAACAUGAAGUCUCUCGACGAUAAGGUAGCCUACGAAAACAGAAGGGCCAGGCAUCUGGAGGAUCAGAUGCAAGAGCUGCGACGGAAAGACGAAGAAAUGCAACACAAAAUUCGGUUGUACCAGGACCGUGAGACUGAACUUCAGGACAUACUGCGCAAGGAAAGGCACAUGCUUGAGGAGGAGAUCACGCAUCUUGAGAGCAGGCUUUAUCAGUUGGAGGACGAGAUGCCACUUAAGGAGAAGCACAUCGAAGCCCUGGAACUUCAGGCGAAGAAAGAUCUAGAAACCAUCAAAGAGUUGACAGACUAUGCUGACGAGACUGGCAAAAGUCUGGAGGCUACGCAAAAGGCGGAAGCGGAGAGCAGGGAAAGGGCCCAAUUCUACAACGACAUUUACGACGCCUCAAAUGAAGCUGCCAGUUUCCACGCAUCAGAAGCAGAGAAAGCCAAAGACGAAGCCAAGAAGUUAGCCGAGGACCGCACCUGGCUGUUAGACGAAAGAUAUGAAAACGCCAAAAGUCAGAUUGGAAAGCUGGAUGACCAGUUGGCAGAGGCCUUGCAGAAGUUCAAAGAUGCAGAGGAAGAGGUUAAGCAAGUCAAGGUUGAGCUUCUGGGAAAAGAAGAAGAGCUUGCCAAGGUCAACCAUGAGCUAGAUUUGGUAUAUGGCCAAGAGAGGCGGGUCAGCAUCUCGACGAAUGCAACGGGAUCCGCGCGGGGUUAUACGAAUCUUCAAGAUGAUUUGGACGAGGCUGGCUCUGAUCAGUUCUCCGAGCCCAGUCAGAGUCCUACGCUGUCGUCCCUCAGAGCCCGCGUAACCGAGCUCGAAGCGGAGGUAGAGUCCAAGAGCACCGAGGUGGGCGACCACAAGACCAAGCUUGAGGCUAAGGAGGCCGAGGUAGCCAAAGCAUAUAAGGAGCUCAAGGAAAAGGCCACUGAGAUCAACAACCUUGCCCAUACCGUUAAGGAGCUCACCGAGGACAACGAACAGCUGCGAGCAAGUGCGGAGAAGGGGCGAAAAGAACACGCGGCGAAAUCUUCCCAAGAUGAAGACAAAUACGCAAAGCUCUAUUAUAUACACGACUCGCUCAAAAAGGACUGCUUUGACGCCUGCCAGAAGAUAUCUCUUUUGACAGAGCGCCUAGAGGACAAGGCCGCACUGAUCAAGAAGCAACUGGCCGAUUCUCACUGCGCUCUCCUCGAGGCUGCCAGAGACAGCACAGAGAAGACACAGGAGCUCGCCAGACUCACCCAAGAAUUGGCCACUGCCAAGACCAAUAAUUCAAGAAACUAUGAGAAUCUGUCAAGAGACUUCCACUCCUUGAAGGAUCAGUUCAAAAGGCUAAACAAAGAAAACCAGACCAAUAUAUCAAAGAUUACCAAACUGGAAGCGGAUCUGACUUCUCGGAAUACCAGUAUGCACGCACAGAUGGCAAGCCAGCAAGAGGACUACGAAGCUAUGCAGCAGAUGCACGACAAAAUGAAAGAGGCGCUGAAUGCCGCAAACAACGAGAAUGACGUUCUCAAAGCUGACCGCGCAAGGUUAGACGGAGACGUCAAGACCUUAACAGCAGACAUUAAUGGCAUCCAAAACCAUCGCGACCGACUGGCACAAAGUCUUGACGAUUUGACUCAGGAGGUUGAUAGUCUUAAAGACGAACGCGACCGAGUGACCAAGGAGCUCCAAGACCUUCGCUCGGCCAAUGAUAGGCAUGAACUGUGGAAGGCGGACAACGGCGAUGCUCCCAGGAAACUGUUGGAGAAGGGAACAGAGCUUGUCGAGACUGAAAAGCAGCUCACCGAGGCCCAGAUGAACAAUGUCGCCAAACAAACGGAAAUCAACGAGCUGCGGGCCGAUGUCGACACGCGGAAAGCAGCAAUGCAAGCACUCGAGGAGCAGUUGGAAAAUGCCAAAAAACAAGCUGCCGAAUUGGGUUCCAGCAUUGCAGACCUCGAGGGCCAGCUAGCAGCCGCCAGGCAUGAAGCGGCCAAAACUAGCUUCAAGAUUGCUGAGCGCGACGAGAGGAUCGCCAAACUCGAGGAGCUGUUGGAAACUUCCAACAGCGAUGCAGAUGGGAUGGAGUCCGAGAUCACGCAGCUUCAGGAGCAGCUAGAGGCUCUGAGACUCAGUGACGCUGAAAAGGACGACGAGGCUUUGGCCGCUCAGGAAAAGCUGAAGGAGGCCAAUAAUGCUGCUGCUGCAAUGGAAGCAACGGUUGCUCUACUCGAGGAACAGCUGGACGCUGCCACAGCUCGCGCCACGGAAUUGGAAUCCAGCAUUGCCCAGCUUCAGGAGCAGCUGGACGCUGCCACAGCUCGCGUUACAGAGCUGGAAUCUAGCAUUGCCCAGCUUCAGCAGCAGCUAGAGGCUACCAAAGAUACGGCCAGAAACGAGAAGUCCAAGGUGGAGGACGACCUUGCGAAUUCCAAAAAUCGCGUCGCCAUGUUAGAAUCCGAGAUCGCGCAUCUUCAGGGGCAGCUAGAGGCUACCAAAGAAACCGCCACAGAGGAAAAGUCCAAGGCCGAAGACGACCUCGCGAAGUCCCAGAAUCACGCUGCCGAGUUGGAAUCCAGCAUUGCGAAAUUACAGGACCAGAUAGACGCUAGCAAACACCUCGCCGAAGACGACCUUGCAAAACACGACGAUCGCAUCACCAGGCUAACAUCCAAGAUUUCCUAUCUUGAGGAGCAACUGGAGGCUGCCAAAAAUGCAGCCAAAGACGAAGAGUCCAAGGCCGAAAACGACCUUGCUAAGUCCAAGAACCGUGUCGCAGAGUUGGAGGCCAAAAUUGCCGAACUCGAGGAGAAGCUGCAAGCUGCCGAGCAAAAGAGAUCGCGCCUGGAAGACGAGCUUACAAAGUCGAAUGACCGUGCCGCUGAACUGGAGUCCCAGACUACAGGGCUUGAGGGCCAGUUGAAGCAGCAAGACGAAAGCAUUCGCAACCAUCGCGCGGAAGUAGACGAGGUUGCUGAAAUCGCGGCAAAGACGACAGAUGACCUCCGGAAACGCCUGGAGAAGACGGACAGAAAACUGCAAGUUGCCAGGAGAUGGUGCUUCCUUCACGAGGAACGGGCCGACGCGGCAGAUUGCGAUCUCUUCAUGGCUGAGGAAAAGCAUGCAAAAGACCUGGCCGAGAAGCAGGCUGAGAUUGAUGAGCUGAGCGGCAAAAUCGACAAGAUGCACGAUGAGAUCGCCAAGCUGGAACAAAACCAAAUGGACCCCGACUACGAUCUCGCCAAAUUCGUGGACACAAUGGAAAGUGGUUUGGAUGACCUGGAGCGAGCCAAAGACCAGGCAGAGGAAGCAGUUGUCACCAGAGACGAACAAAUCAGGGAGCUGGAAGUAGAACUCGAGACGACCAAACAGAUUGCGACUGACAUGGGAUUGCAGCUUUACAACAUGGAAAACGAAAUCAAAAACUUGCGAAAGUCACGAGACAAGCACGACGCCGUAUGCUCCGAGAAGCUUGACCUAAUGACAAACAUCCGAACUAGACUUCAGCAACUCCUCAAAAAGGCCAACGACUGCCAAGCCUCGGUUGAACAAAAAGUCGGAAACCUGAACACACGUCUCCAAGCAUCUCGAGAUUCCGCCGCACAAGCGGAGCAAGAGCUCGAUGCGUUGAAGGAUAAACUGAAAGAUUAUGGCGCAAAACUCUUGGCGGAGGAGGUAAAGAGCGCGAGACAGGCUGGCGAGAUCGUGGAACUGGAGGAAGGCCGAGCCAAAGACUGUGAGGCCAACUUGGCCAAAGUGCAGCAGCUGGAAGUGGAUCUUGGAGAGCUCCAAGACGAGGUUUCAAAACGAGCAGCCAAGGAAAAGGAACUCGAGGAUCUGGUGAAAUCCAAGGAGGAAGAGGUCAAGACCCUCCAGGCGGAAAAGCAGCAGAGCGACGAGCAAUCUCAGCGCAUCCUGGAGCUACAGAAAUCUCUGGCCGACAUCACCGACCAGCAAACCCAAAAUGACCAAGCCAGCGUGGUCGCUGCGCAGGAGCUACAAACCAAAUUGGACGAAACCAAGGCUAUCAACGACCAGCUGUUCAAAGACCUAAUAGCACUUACACACAAGGCCGCGACGUGGGACGUGAAAGAAAAGGACUUCAGGGAUCUGGUUCAACUCCAAGUGCAAACCGUCAAGUCCCUCCAGGACCAGCUCAACCAAACCAUAAUCCAGUACCGUGCUAUCCUGAGACGCUCGAUGGGAGAUGCCGCCAUCAUUCAGAAUCUGAGGGCCGAGACAUCGAGGCUUUGGUCGGACUUGGUCGACGCCACCAGAGAGAACGCGGAGCUGCGACAGAAGCUCAAGGAUUUGGAGGGACAAAAGAAGACCGAGUCGCUCUGCCAUACUUGCGGCCGUGGUUGCAAGUGUCCCAUUGCUCUACCAGAGGUUUCAGGCUUCUUUGGCCAGUGGUCGCUCGUCUUCAUGGCAAUCUGGGCCUUCCUGGAAAUGAUGCCCAAGAACACCAAGAUCGCACUUGUCUACUUGUGGGGCAUCUUGGCACUCCCGGCUCGGUGCUGGAAACCUCUUGCGAGUCGAGCGAAAUUCUGGAAGAGAAAACGGUCCUCCAAGGGCAAGAUCCGGGCUGCGGGGGCUCCUGGCGAUCCGGACUGGGACUGGCCGACAUUGCCGACGCUUCCCCAUGGUCCGAUGGUAUACUCGCUCAUCUUUUGGGCCGUCGUCCUCGCCAUCCUCAUCUCUUGCAUAAGCUACUGGGCCACCUCCGUGGAGAGGGCCCUGUGGCUCGGGGCAAACACCGACACGAGGGCGUACUUCAACUUUGGAAGAAGAGAGGGUGCUCCCGGCGCGUGCCUGGUACCUCAGCCAUUGCCGGUUGAUUAUCGGUUCGUGUACGAGCCGACCUAUGGUAACUUUUGUGAUUUUGUGGAGAGACGGAUAGGGUAUGCUCUUUGUUGA
This is a messenger RNA of Pyricularia pennisetigena, 5619 nucleotides long. RefSeq lists its product as uncharacterized. The coding region runs from base 1 to 5619 and encodes 1872 amino acids. The transcript has a single exon. NCBI's taxonomy places the organism in Eukaryota, Fungi, Ascomycota, Sordariomycetes, Magnaporthales, Pyriculariaceae. The record is from RefSeq and is a predicted model, not a curated record.